Aspergillus terreus NIH2624 is the source of this 1935-nucleotide messenger RNA. RefSeq names its product VPS9 domain-containing protein. Gene Ontology annotation, biological process: vesicle-mediated transport. Gene Ontology annotation, cellular component: cytosol; endocytic vesicle. Lineage: Eukaryota; Fungi; Ascomycota; Eurotiomycetes; Eurotiales; Aspergillaceae. Gene Ontology annotation, molecular function: small GTPase binding; guanyl-nucleotide exchange factor activity. Bases 1 to 1935 code for a protein of 644 amino acids. The record is from RefSeq and is a predicted model, not a curated record. The transcript is spliced from 3 exons.
AUGGACAGCUCCGACCCAAGCCCCUUUUCUCGUUCCAGGUCAAAGACGGUUCAGUCAGUUGCAAUAACGGAGAGCGUGGACCCAGAUGCCCUCCCUAUACCGUUGUCUGGAGCCGACGAGGGUCAAGAUGUCGGCCCCGACGUGUUUGAAAAGACCAGCACCCCCGACUUGGACGAUAGUCAGCAGGGCGAGGAAGUCUCGGUACUGUCACGGCAUGCUCAGGAACAAGAGGAAGAGUUGCCUAUUGAGCUGAUCAGUCUGACUGACCGAUUUGUCAAGUCCCUCGGUGCUAAAGUACACUCCUCACCGCCAACCAUCGAAAAGAUAUCCAAUCGCUUCCAAGAAUUCUAUGUACGAGCGGAAUCGCACAUCGCUACGCAUAUUUCUGCUUUAGCCUCGCGGAUAAACCGCGAUCCUUCACCGUAUCGUCCCUUACAAUCAAAAUCCAAGAAUGAUCCAGAGAAUAGCACCCCCAGCCGACAAAUGCUUACAGCAUCCGAGGUUACAGAGAAGAGGCUAGCGCGAAAACAACUGGCGUCAAAGCGCGUGGCUUUGGAAGAAGCGGUGGAGCGCAGAGCGUGCGAGAGUAUCUAUGAUAAGAUAUGGCGGCACAAAAGCACGCUUGACGAAGUCAGAGAUGAAAAGUUGCGCUCGAAAACAGCAGCUCUGCUUUUGGUUGGGAUCAAUCUGAAGGAUCUCGGAAUCGAAAUUGAUCUGGAUGCGAUCGACGAGGAAAAACGGAAAGCAGCGGAUGAAUGUCUCUCUGUUGCACGGGACUGUCUUGCCAACAUGGAUAAAGAGAAAUAUCCUCUUGGAAAGCUUCAACACCUUGCUGCUGCUCACAAGGCGAUAGUUGAUGCGUUGACAAAGCUAUUCCCCUCAUCUUCCUCUGCCGAUGAGAUCUUACCAACCUUGAUCUACUCUCUUAUCACAUGUCCCCCGGAAGGCAUCAAUAUCAUCAGCAAUCUACUUUUCAUACAGCGGUUCCGGUCGUCGAGUAAAAUCGAUGGGGAAACCGCAUACUGCUUGACUAAUCUGGAGGCAGCAAUCAGCUUCUUGGAAAACGUUGAUCUCUCUGAGCUUCGUGCGGAUGAACUCCAAGAAGGGCAACUUAAAAGCGCUGGCGACGACACAAUUGGCUCUGUCGAGAAGCCCGAAUCUCUUCAACCGCCCAAAGAGCUGCCCGUUUCAUCAGUCACGCCGACAGAAUCCUCUGCAGCGGAGAUUUCCAUGCCAACCGGAAAAGAUGCUGCAUCCGAGACAUUGCCUAGGACUCAACUAUCCAGCACGCCUCAGCAGCGAUUGAACAGCCUGUUUCAGCCUCCAUCAAAAGUGCUUGGUGCUGCUAACGAUGCUGUGCGUAACACCGCGGACCAAGGACUCAAAAACAUCGGCGCGACAUUGGAUAGCAGUUUCAAUUUCCUCUUUGGCCGUCUCAAGGAAUUACAGUCUGGCCAGUUGCCUGGCAGUGAAGGGGUCAGCGGUCAAAGAACCCCUCGUGACCGAAGUGUGGACAGUGCCAGGACUCAAAGCAGCUCCAGAAAAUCCGUGAAAGACGAGCCGGUCGCUGGUUUACCCCAGGGUACCCCAGCUGGCUCUUCAUCCUUUGUUCCUGCACCAUUAGAAUCGAUGCGGAACUUUGGAAAUACCCUCAACCCGCUGAACCAUAUUCCAGGAAUGAUCCGGAACUUCGGGCGUGGGACGCCUGACACUCCCGGAGGGACCCCAUCGCCUUCUUCGGAGAGGAAAGCAUCCUUCACUUCGAGAGAGGUUCCGUCAAACGUGCUGUCUUCAUCCCAAAUUAAUCCUCCUAUCCAACGCUUCCUCCAGAUGCAGGAUGCCAAUGACCUCACUCUCCGUGAUGUGUCCCUCUUACUUGAAGACUACAAGCGGAUUUCGGCUGCCUUGCUCAAGCAACCCUUCCUUCGGAAAUGA